AUGGAAAUGGCUAACGUGCUGCACAUGAAUGGGGGCCUGGAAGACACCAGCUACGCCAUGAACUCCUUGCUUCAGCGGAAGGGGAUUUCAAGGACUCUGCCGAUAACAAAAGAAACAGUUGUAAAACUUAUGCGUAGCUCGAGCUUCCCCAAAGGCAGGCUGGUAAUGGCAGAUCUGGGUUGCGCUUCAGGGCCCAACACCCUGCUCCUCGUGUCGGAGGUAAUCAAGGCCGUCCACAAGCUUUCCAGGGAGCUAGGACAGGAAUGCCCCGAGCUUCAGGUCUUCCUGAACGACCUCCCUGGAAACGACUUCAACAAUGUCUUCACCUCCAUUCAAGGAUUCAAGGAAAACAUGAAGAAAGAAAUGGGAGAACCGAAUUCCGAACCACCAUUGAUGAUUUCCAUCGUAGGAGUUCCGGGUUCUUUCUAUGACAGGCUUUUCCUGACCGACAGCCUUCACUUCAUCCACUCUUCCUACAGUCUUCACUGGCGCUCUCGGGUCCCACAAGGCUUGGAGGAGAACAAGGGAAAUAUUUACCUGACCAGUAGUAGCCCUCCAGGUGUGUUGGAGGCUUAUUGCAAACAGUUCCAGACCGACUUUUCUUCCUUCUUGAAGUUUAGGUCUCAGGAAUUGGUGACAGGAGGUCGGAUGGUAUUGACAAUUCCUGCAAGGAGAGGGGAACAACAUUCUGAGAAAGAGUGUUGCUACCUUCUUAUGUCGAUGGCUCUCAACCAAAUGGCAACUGAGGGAUUAAUAGAUCAACAAAAACUGGAUUCCUUCAACCUCCCACUUUACAUGCCAUCCGCCAUGGAAGUGGAAACCGAGGUCCGGAAACAAGGCUCCUUCGCCAUUGAACACCUGGAGUUGUGGGAUAUGGAUUGGAAUGUCUACGAGGGGGAGGCGAAUUUGGCCGGAGACGGUGGCUACAACCUUUCCAAGUGCAUGGAGGCGGUGUUUGAUCCGGUCAUCGCCCAUCACUUUCAUCUGUCGAGGGAAAUCACCGACGAGGUUUUCAAGAGGUACGCUCUCCUUCUCUCCGAUUGGAUGGCCAAGGUGAGUCCUGCUUUCGUCAGCCUGACCGUCUCGCUCACUAAGCGACAUUGAUGACAAAAUUGGAAAGAAUUCUUCGACACAUGCUGAAAAGGGUAUUCGUGUUUUCCUGGAUAUUGCUCAUCUCUGGUUAUCGUACAAGGGAAUGGUACAAGAUUAAUAUGUUUGUAUUAUUUUAUCUUUUUUUAUGAAUAAGGGAG
Linum tenue is the source of this 1250-nucleotide messenger RNA. Lineage: Eukaryota; Viridiplantae; Streptophyta; Magnoliopsida; Malpighiales; Linaceae. The record is from the annotation of a GenBank genome assembly.